Messenger RNA from Candidozyma auris, 1050 nucleotides. It is a transcript of the gene HRQ2, whose product is annotated as Hrq2p. The transcript is spliced from 2 exons. The coding region runs from base 1 to 1050 and encodes 349 amino acids. NCBI's taxonomy places the organism in Eukaryota, Fungi, Ascomycota, Pichiomycetes, Serinales, Metschnikowiaceae. The record is from RefSeq and is a predicted model, not a curated record.
AUGGAAGACUUUCACGUCCCUGUCCAUUAUUACUUGGUUCUUGCGGCGGCUCUAUUGGUGGCAUGGCACAUACGUAACAAAGCAGGCAAGACUGGCAAGGCCGGAGCACCGGCUGCUAAAUCGAGCAAGAUCAAGAGUGCUUCUAAAUCGUUUCUGGUGAGUUCAGUACAUUCUGACUUUGAUUGGAGAAAUGAGGUGCCUUUGAAAUCGUACCCUUACAAGGAUAAGGAGUAUCGCAUGACGAUGGGCAUUCUGAAGUUGGAUAUCAAGGAAUGGCUCUUGAUCGACAACACUUACUUGGAUGACCUCGAGGAAAAGAGAAAGAUUCUCCACAACUGUAACCCAAAGUACCCAAAGGAAAAAGAUUUGAGAUCAAGCACUCUAUUUGAGUCUCCAGAGGCGGAUCUUGCCAUAAGAGAGUUCUACGAUACUGUUUUGAAGUACAUGUGUAGUAAGUUUCCUAUGUACUUCAAGAAGGACGAGAAGAACAUCUUAAAUACAAUCACUGGUGAACGGCUUCCGCUUUCGGGAAGAGCCAACCACUCUAGAACUGAGCUUUUGGAAGCGUUGACCAGAACAAUCCAGGAGGAUUUCAUUAUUUUACUUAAAGAUCCCAGCAGAAAGGAUGAGAAGUAUGGAGAUGAGUACUUUUUUAAGGGCGGUGUGUUUGCUUUUGCUGCGGGUUUUGACCCAAUAAACAAGUUUGACAAGCCACUCACUAGCAUUCACGCUCCAAUCCCUGGUUAUGAGGAGAAACUCAAGAAGUCGAUGAAUCGCUAUUUUGAUCGUCUUGCUCCGUGUGAAAUUGUCUUGAGGUCCAAUUUCUCGAUCCAGACUCAUGAAAAAUUUUACGUUGAUGAUGACAACAAAGGUUAUCACAAGGACUAUUUGCAGCCCGAGAAAGAAUUCAAUUUCGACGCAGCGAAUCAAAUUCAUUAUCGCAGCGAACGUCAAACUCUCACCAAGUUGCCAGAGCUGGGCGCUAUUAGAAGUAUCCAGAGGAUGGAAAACGGCUUGCUGGUGCAAUCAGAGGUUUACCUCGCGACUUAG